GUCUGUUUCUAAGCGCCACCCCGCCCAUUCGCGUUAGUUCGCGCUAGUCGCGGUCGCUAAACAACGUCCAGUCGCAGUCUUGUUUGUUCCAUGCUAACGUAGAGCUCGAAGUAGUGCUGCGAGACAAUUUCGCUAGAAUCACAUUCUGUCGCAGACCAUAAAUUGAUCCAAUUUCGCCGAGUUAAUCAAUUCAUUACUUCAUACUUUGCGGUGCUGUUGAAUACGGUUGUGACUUACUUUUUUUGGAACCUGAAACCACGCAAGCACAAUGUUGCUAUCCAGGCAACUGAUUUGCAAAAAUGCAUUGAGCAAAGGGUACCCGGGAGAGUUUGUAGCAUCGUACUCAAGUUUAGCAAAGCCGGAAAGAGCAGCUCAGAAAUCAUUUCGUGAGGUUCUUCAGACACAACUAAAUGACAUUGAGAAAGCUGGAACAUACAAAAAAGAACGCAUCAUCGUUUCACCUCAGGCGACCGCUAUCAGCGUGGAUGGCUCUGAGGGGAAAAUUCUCAAUUUUUGCGCCAAUAAUUAUCUCGGAUUGGCUUCCAAUGACGACGUGGUCAACUUUAGCAAAAAAGCCUUAGACGAGUAUGGAGCUGGCCUAAGCUCAGUGCGCUUCAUCUGCGGUACACAAAAUAUUCACAAACAGCUGGAGGCGAAACUGUCCGCAUUUCACCAGCGAGAGGACACCAUUCUGUAUGCGUCCUGUUUCGACGCCAACGCUGGCAUUUUUGAAGCUGUUCUUAGUCCUGAGGAUGCAGUUUUCUCAGACGAACUCAAUCACGCUUCUAUUAUCGACGGGAUUCGAUUGUGUAAGGCUAAAAAGGACAGGUAUCUUCAUCGCGAUAUGAAAGAUUUGGAAGAGAAAUUAAAAUCCUCGGAUGCUAGAAUCAAAAUGAUCGUAACGGAUGGCGUUUUCUCGAUGGAUGGCAAUGUGGCUCCAUUACCGGAGAUAUUUCAGCUAGCGGAUAAGUACAAUGCCCUGACAUUCGUUGACGAUUGUCACGCGACUGGAUUUUUUGGACCUUCCGGGCGAGGAACCGAGGAGUUUUACGGAAUGUGGGGUCGAUGCGAUAUCAUAAAUUCGACGCUGGGUAAAGCUCUUGGAGGGGCAGCCGGAGGGUACACGACUGGCCCCAAAGAGCUAAUUGAUCUGCUGCGACAACGAUCUCGUCCGUAUUUGUUUUCAAAUUCAUUACCACCACCAGUCGUGGCCAGUGGGAUGCGGGUUAUCGAGAUGCUGAUGGAAUCCAACCAGCUAACUGCACGUGUUCAAAGCAACACUAGACGAUUCCGAACGGCCAUGACCAAGGCAGGAUUUACCAUCUCUGGUAUGGAUCACCCCAUUAGUCCGGUGAUGCUAGGCGAUGCCCGACUAGCAUCGGUGUUCGCGGAUGAAAUGCUCAAGCGAGGAAUCUAUGUGAUUGGAUUCAGUUAUCCAGUAGUUCCGAAAGGUAAAGCUCGCAUUCGUGUGCAACUUUCUGCAGCACACACUGAUGAGGAAAUUGAUCGAGCCGUGAGUGCCUUUAUUGAAGUAGGCAAGCAGUUGAGUGUAAUUCCGUAGACAUGAAAAUAUAUUUAUUGGGUCGAUUACUGAGGAACCUCUGGCGUAUUUUUCAGCUAUACUUUGUAUACCAUUUUGUCGUUCAGUGUUUCAUAACAACCUAAUUUUUAUACGUAAUAAUUCAAAAACCAAAGU
This is a messenger RNA of Wyeomyia smithii (pitcher-plant mosquito), 1696 nucleotides long. It is a transcript of the gene Gcat, whose product is annotated as 2-amino-3-ketobutyrate coenzyme A ligase, mitochondrial. Lineage: Eukaryota; Metazoa; Arthropoda; Insecta; Diptera; Culicidae. The transcript has 5 exons. The coding region runs from base 269 to 1561 and encodes 430 amino acids. The record is from RefSeq and is a predicted model, not a curated record. Gene Ontology annotation, biological process: L-threonine catabolic process; biosynthetic process. Gene Ontology annotation, molecular function: pyridoxal phosphate binding; glycine C-acetyltransferase activity.